ACCUGGAGGCAGACGUCAGCAUUCGUAUCAAGCAACGCAGCCUGUCCGGAUAGUAUCCGGAGCUAGCUUCGCAAAAUUUAAGUAAUUCGCCAGUCGCUUUCGGCCAGUCCCGCCCGGAUUAGAUUACACUUCCAGCAGUAUGGCGCACCGCUUGAAAUUGCGCAACGAUGACUUCGAUGUCAUUGGUGCGGUGCCCCGGGAUCUCUCGGUGAUAAAGAAUUUCCUGAAGCGAGACUGCGCCGUGAAGAGACUGAUCGACAUUGAGGAGGAAUUCCUGCAACAGUGCAUCGAACGGGGCGAGGACCCCGUGAGGCGACGCAGCAAAGAGAAAGAGGACGAUAUCGUGAAACGGAGCAGCUUGCAAGGAUCUGCCGUACCGGAGCCAAAGCCGGAUGGGUGUGCAAGUCAAACGCCUGCGGGUGCCACGGCUCCGGAUUACUGCGAUCCCUGCCGCCGGCUCCCAACCUCAGUGGUGCUCGAGGAGCUCACCAAGCCGGCAAUGACAAAUCCGGUGUUCAACAAAGCACUACCGCCGUAUUUCGACGAGGAGAGCGUGAUGGGCAACUCGCUGCCCGUAAAGUUCCGCUUCCGGCGCAAGUUCAACAGUUGCGACCAGGAAAAGUCCGGCAAUCUGAUGUGCACCACCACGCCGAGCACGAACGUAGUGGUUCUCACCAACUGCUGCGACGUGAUGGUCUGGCCAGGUCAGCGGGUCGCCCAGAUGAAUCGUGUGCCGGUAACUAUUGUAACCGGAGAGGCCGAUCUAACCGAAUACAUGCUGGAAGAGGAGACCAUUAUGUGAGGGACUGGCUACCCAAAGGCGUCCUACGAGAAAAAUAAAAAUACUUUGGGGAGCAUCGAAAAUAAAUCUGAUCCCAUGAACCCCAAAAA
Molecule: messenger RNA, 891 nt
Organism: Drosophila ananassae
Lineage: Eukaryota; Metazoa; Arthropoda; Insecta; Diptera; Drosophilidae
Exons: 2
Coding region: 140-802 (220 amino acids)
Source: RefSeq, a predicted model, not a curated record